ACUGGGGCAAGUGAGUAGGGGAUGGUGGGCACCAAGGUGGCAGUGGGCACCAGGAUGGUGGUGGGCAUUGGGUCAGGUGGGGAUGGGACAGCAGUGGGCACUGCGAUGGAAAGGCGCACCGAGAAGGCAAUCGGGGAUGGCAAGUGCAUGAGGGGGUGCCAGAGGCCAGGGACGGGCACAGGAGCGAUGCCAAGGCAGCUACCCAGCGGCAGUCUGGGGACAGAGGUGCAUCAGGGUACCCAGCCCUCCCCAGCGCCCAGCCGGGCUCCAGCUGGGUGCAGGACCCAGUGCCACAAGCUGACCACCACCUCCAUCCCUGCCAAGCUGAAGCACCAGCACCCGGAGUCCUGCUGUUUCCCAAUUUCACCUGAGACCCCCAGGGUGUUCCCAGGCCUCUGGAAGAAGCUGGGCUGGAGCAGUCAAGCCCCAGGCUGAUGCCCCCGAGCGUCCCAUAUCCCACCGCCACAGGGAGAGCAGCCACGCUCCAUCACACCCCAGCGGGCGGCAUGAAUUAUUGAGGCAGGUAGGAGCAUCGCCUUGGCCCCGAGCCACCCCAGUUCUCCACAUCCUCCUCCUUGUGCUGGACCUGAGCCAGCAGGUGGGACAGCUCCAGUUUCUGCCAAGCCACGCCAGGACAAGGAGACCUUUGGAGCAGGGAUGUCACGUGAGCAGGGCGCAGCCCUUAAGGCAGCGCCGGCAGGCGCGCGGGAGGCAGAGCGCGUCCGCAACCAUGACCGUGCCCAUCGCCAAGUCCUUCUACGACCUCAGCGCCAUCUCCUUGCAGGGGGAGAAGGUGGAUUUCAACAACUUUCGGGGCCGUGUGGUCCUCAUCGAGAACGUGGCAUCGCUCUGAGGCACCACCGUGCGGGACUACACCCAGCUCAACCAGCUGCAGGCCCGCUACCCCCGGCGGCUGGUCGUGCUGGGCUUCCCCUGCAACCAGUUCGGCUACCAGGAGAACUGCACCAACGAGGAGAUCCUCAACAGCCUCAAGUACGUGCGCCCAGGGGGUGGCUUCGAGCCCAACUUCACCCUCUUCCAGAAGUGCCAGGUGAACGGGCAGGACACCCACCCUGUCUUCGCCUACCUGAAGGCGCACCUGCCCGCGCCGGUCGACAACGCGGCGCACCUCAUGGCAGAGCCGCGCUUCGUGGUGUGGAGCCCCGUGCAGCGGGCUGACAUCUCCUGGAACUUCGAGAAGUUCCUGGUGGGCCCUGAGGGCGAACCGUUCCGGCGCUACAGCCCCCGCAUGCCCACCGCCCAGCUGGAGCCCGACAUCCAGCGCCUGCUCAAGCUGGCCAAGUAGGGCCAGCCCCAGCACCCCUCUCCCAGGCAGCCACCCCCCCAGGACGGUCUCAGCCCUUUUUCAGGUGACGGCCCCCUCUGAAACCAGCUUCGGGGAGGGAGCCCGAUGGGGCAGAGGGCUGGAGCAGCCGUGUCUGGGGUG
This is a messenger RNA of Struthio camelus australis, 1447 nucleotides long. The record is from RefSeq and is a predicted model, not a curated record. NCBI's taxonomy places the organism in Eukaryota, Metazoa, Chordata, Aves, Struthioniformes, Struthionidae.